Messenger RNA from Tuber aestivum (summer truffle), 662 nucleotides. The record is from the annotation of a GenBank genome assembly. NCBI's taxonomy places the organism in Eukaryota, Fungi, Ascomycota, Pezizomycetes, Pezizales, Tuberaceae.
AUGCGUGUCAUCUCGAUUCUUGGUUUUAUGCUCUCCGCCCUCACCGCCACUGCCCUCGCACAGGACGAAGUUGAGAUUAUUAAGGAGAAAGUAAUUGAGUGCGAGAGGAAGACCCAGGUUUGCGGGCCAUCUUGUUCGUUUGCCCUGUCCUUUAUCGCAAGACUGACUAGUGUCUGGGUUGAGCGAAAUACAGAAAGGUGAUACAAUCAAUGUGCACUACCGAGGUACCCUAAAGGACACUGGGGAUCAGUUCGAUGCUUCCUACGACCGUGGCCAGCCAUUCACUUUCACUCUCGGUGAAAACAGAGUCAUCCAGGGAUGGGAGAGGGGCUUGUUGGAUAUGUGUAUUGGGGAGAAGCGGAUGUUGACCAUCCCAUACUCUCUUGCGUAUGGCGCUGGUGGGAUGCCACCUGUUAUUCCGGCAAAGUCAGACUUGGGUACGUGCUCUCUGGUUCCUCCAUAUUCCAGUGCUCUGAUAGGGUGAUGCCAUAGUUUUUGAGACCGAGCUUUUGGGAAUCCAGGGGUUUAAUCCUGAGAAACAGGAAUUGUAGUUGCAUUCAUGUUGUGUUUUAUGUCUCAUGCCUUACGUGCUUUAGGAUACGGAGGGUGAAUACCGGUACUAUGCUUGUUGUGAAUAAAAUAUAGGUCAUGUUUCGUUGGCA